UAUAACACUAGUUGCCCUAACAUAUAUGUAAGAUGGCUAGCGAAGAUACAACACUAGUACAUGCAACAAAAGAGCUUGAGAUGAGGGAUUCAGACAGACGAAGAAGACGAUGAAACUUUGAUAGUAAAGGAGACAGACAAGAUUACUGGCCUAGAUGAAGUAGUGCAGAAGUUAGGUUUAAUAGGUCGUUUGAUGGCUCGACGAAACCCUAAUGUGAAAUCGAUUAAGAUUGCGCUAUUUAAGGUUUGGAACCUAAAGAAUGACUUCAUGAUAACACCACUCGAAGAAAGCUUGUAUACGUUUCAAUUUUAUGACCCAGAUGACCGUAAUAGGGUGAGAUUUGGAUAUCCUUGGCACUUCGAUGGGGAAUUUCACAGAGGAUAACCUAAAUAAUAUUCACCCUAAGCCUGAGGACUUUUGUGAGAUGGAACUCUGGAUUCGAGUAAUUGAUAUGCCCUCGGCUUACAGAAACAAAGGUAUGGUAGAGAAGAUUGCAGGGAAGUAUGGGAGGUUUCUUUUGUUGGGUGAGUGGAAUUCUGGCAUCUGGAGUGUCUCAUGCGCAUAAGUGUAGCAAAAAAACAUAAACAAACCCCUUCAUAAGGGUACAAUGCUAGAGAUUGAAGGAAAAGAGAUAGAACACUUAAGAACUUUAAGAAACAACUGUCACGCGGUAGGGAUGUACUUAAAUACUUGAUAAAGCUACAUAUACUUCACCUCAUAUCCUUAGAAAGACUCAAUCUCGUGAGAGAAGAAUCUAUCGUGCUUACGAAGUACGUUUUGUACUUCAUCGCCAUGGUCAAAAGUCUAUAAGUGUGAUGAUUGACCUUGUAAGCUCCUUAUGAUCCACUACCUAAGAUCAAAAUUGGUGACGUAAACGCUUAACAUAGGAGCUCUAAAAGAUGUACAUAAUUUAUUUGUAUAUGGUCUAUAACAAUCUUCAUUAGCCCUGUUUGAGAUUUUUCAUGGCAGAAUUCCACAAUAUGGAAUCAUUUUUCUAAUAAUAUUUUUAUGAUCUUGUCAAAUGACUUCUAUUUUUUAUUUUUAUUAUGACUAGUUGUGAAGUACAUAUCAUUUAAGUUGGCUAGGUCAACUAAUUUGAUAAAAUAUCAUGAUUGACUCAGCCUAUGCCAAGAUAAUGAACAUAUAAAGAUUAAGGAAUCUUGAACGUAUAUAUAUGUAUAUUAUCAGAAAAACAAGUGCUUGUGAACCCAUAUCGUAACUGCGGUUCGAUCAGUAAAAACUCCUUAACGGAGCCUGAAUCGAUAGGUAGUUUUUAGCGGUUUGAAACGAUAUAUUAAACCGCGUCGCUAACUUUUCCAAUACGAUCUCAAGCAUUGUUUUACAACUUUUUGAAAAAAAAACGUCAAAUGAUGAUCAUUAAAUCAAGAAUGUAAAUGGAAAAGGGUUUAGAACAACCCUAAAAAAAAACCCCCCAAAUCUGGGUCAGUGCCCACUCCUUUCAAAAUUUACCUUAUAUUAUUCUAUCAACAUACACCACUGUGCUUUCCAAUCCAUCAUCCGAAUGUUCGAAUAUUUCAUCCAAUCCAAAAAAAACCCAUCCAUUUCUUCCCUAUAUAAAUCAUUUGGACCACAAUUUACAUAGAAUAUCCAUCCAAAACCAAACCAAACCAAGGUUUUAUGCCCUUGACUUGUUCCAUAAUCCAUAUUCAUCCAUGUAUUUGUACUUAACCACUUCCUUACACGCCCCCUCAAACGAAAGCCGACUCAUGAGCUUGAAGUUUGCACAGACCCGUCAUACCAUGUGCUUGAAAGACAACGGUUAAUAUUGGGAGGUCGUGAGGAUUUGAACACGUGAACUCAAGGACAAACCAGCUCUGAUAUCAUGUCAUAAACCAGUUGGUCCCAAUAACUCGAGUUGUUGAAAGAAAGUUAUGCUGGAUCUUAUACAGACCCAUGUAUGGUACUUAACCACUUCCUUACAUGUUAUUAUAAAAAACCCCAAAGUAUGCUGAUUGGAGAGACGACACACACGUGCAAACGAGAGACAAAGACUCUGCUUUCCCGCCUCCAAAAAGGUGCCCUCCGUCCUUGAAUUCAUGGCUGCGGCCGGCCAAGCAGAGCCGACCAGCAGACAAAACCCCAAAAAAAAAAACAGCUGGGAGCACAAAUGACUCAGAUGAAAAGGGGAGCAACGAGACAGGGAGCUGCAUGGCGUCGUACUUGGUUUCCAAACUAUGGCACGACAAAACCUGGGCUACUGUGGACUUGUAGGUCCUAAAUUCUCCAUGGUUUGCCACAUGGCGCUCUCUUGAUUAUGGAAGAUUGAAUCCAUCCAGCAAUAAGAAAACAUUGAUCGG
Messenger RNA from Linum trigynum, 2318 nucleotides. NCBI's taxonomy places the organism in Eukaryota, Viridiplantae, Streptophyta, Magnoliopsida, Malpighiales, Linaceae. The record is from the annotation of a GenBank genome assembly.